AUGCCAAAUGCAACAGAGCUUUCCCAAGCUGGAGUUAGCUUCGUUAAAGCUGGAUUACCUGACAAACUUGGGGAUAAAACAACUUUCAUGGAUCAUCUUAUCGACUCAGAAAAAGAUGUGAGUUUGCUUCGCCAAAAAGGAAUCAUAGAGAACUGGAUGGGAGAGGACAAAGAAGUGGCUAGCCUCUUCAACAAAAAUGGAAAUGGGGUCACUACAAUUUACGAGAAAAUAUCAGACGAUGACAUAAAGUGGAAUAAGGUCAUGUCAAAUGCAACAGAGCUUUCCGAAGCAGCAGUUAGCUUUGCAAAGGUCAAUCAUACAACAAAUUUAUUUGAUAUAAAGUUUGAGAAUGGAUUGAUGACAAUACCUUCUAUUGCUAUGGUAGAUAGUAUGGAAACCCUCAUGCGAAAUAUCAUUGUUUAUGAGCAACAAUCAACUGAUGAUUUAGAAUAUUUAUAUUUCAGUGAUUAUGCAACUUUCAUGGAUCAUCUUAUCAACUCAGAUAAAGAUGUGAGUUUGCUUUGCCGUAAAAAAAUCAUAGUGAACUGGAUAGGAGAGGACAAAGAAGUGGCUAGCCUCUUCAACAAAAUUGGAAAUGGUGUCAUUGUUUAUUCCAACUUCUAUUACAAACAAGUAUUCACAAAAGCAGUUAAACAUUGUGAUGAAAAACCAUGGAACAGAAUGAAGGCACAAUUAUUUUAG
This is a messenger RNA of Solanum stenotomum, 702 nucleotides long. RefSeq lists its product as uncharacterized. The transcript has 3 exons. Bases 1 to 702 code for a protein of 233 amino acids. The record is from RefSeq and is a predicted model, not a curated record. NCBI's taxonomy places the organism in Eukaryota, Viridiplantae, Streptophyta, Magnoliopsida, Solanales, Solanaceae.